AUGAAUGAGGCUGAGGCUGGGAUGUCCAAGGACAAGGAUAUUGAGCGGGGGAGUGAUGAGGCGGGAUAUUUUCUGACCAAUUCGUCUGUGAAGAGUUUCUCGUGGAGUGGAUUGAAUGUCACGGUUAAGGAUCGCCAGACUAAGGAGGCGAGGGACUUAAUUCAUGACAUUAGUGGCGAUGUCCAACAAGGGGAGAUGGUUGCUCUGAUGGGUCCCUCAGGAUGCGGAAAGACAACACUGCUUAACGUAUUAGCUCGAAGACCUCCUACCUCGGGUGCGCGCACUGGCGGCGAGACAUAUGUCAACGGGGCGAAGGUGGAAUCGCGAGAAUUCAGGCGCAUGACAUCGUAUGUCGAACAAGAGGAUGCAUUAAUCGGGUCAAUGACCGUGCGCGAGACGUUGAAAUUUGCGGCAGAUCUUUCAUUGCCUAGUUCCGUGUCGAAACGUCAGCGAAUGGAACGUAUCCGCAUCCUACUCGAGGCAUUCGGUAUCCAGAAUCAGGCAGACACGUUAGUUGGGACUCCGAUUCGAAAGGGAAUUAGUGGUGGACAAAAAAGGAGAGUGAGCGUGGCUAGCCAGCUCAUCACUUGUCCGAAGAUACUCUUUCUCGAUGAGCCAACGAGUGGACUUGAUUCGACGGCUAGCUUUGAGGUCAUAUCAUAUGUGAAGGAGUUGGCAAGGGAAAACAAUAUCAUAAUAAUCGCCAGUAUUCAUCAACCAUCCACGACAACGUUCCGGCUUUUCGAUAAGCUACUCCUUCUCUCUGCGGGUCGGACAUGCUAUUUCGGUCCUGUUUCAAACGUGGACGGACAUUUUGGUGAUAUUGGACACCCUAUCCCGACCAAUACCAACCCGGCGGAAUACCUUCUCGACAUCGUGAGCUCCGAUUUUAGCACUUCGAAAGUGGAUGCUGAGGACCGGGUCGAAAAGAUCCAGAAUUCGUGGAACGAAUCAGCCGAAGCAGGGAAUUUGGGCAGAGAGUUAUCUGAGCGAUUGCAUGCAGAGAGUCAGGUGGAGCAGGUAGCUGCUGAUGAUCUGGCCCGACCUGGAUCCGCCAAUGUUAUUACAGCUCUGCUGCAUCGAUCGUGGAUCAAGAGCUACCGGGAUGUGGUCGCAUAUGGUAUUCGCAUCGUGAUGUAUAUGGGUCUUUCGAUAAUGAUGGGGACGGUGUGGUUACGUCUACAUCCAUCUCAGGAGUAUAUCCAACCCUUCAUCAAUGCAAUUUUCUUCGGAUCCGCAUUCAUGUCGUUCAUGGCUGUGGCGUACGUCCCAGCUUUCCUCGAAGACCGAGCCACAUUCGCCAAAGAACGAGCCAACGGACUCUAUGGCGCAACUCCAUUCAUCAUCGCGAACUUCCUGAUUGGUCUUCCCUUUCUCUUCCUCAUCUCAAUCCUAUUCUCCAUCGUAUCAUACUGGCUCUCGAACUUCCAGCCCACGGCGGAGGCUUUCUUCACUUGGGUCAUGUGGAUCUUCCUUGACCUUGUUGCAGCAGAAUCGCUAGUUGUUCUCGUGACGUCCAUCUUCCCGAACUUCGUUAUCGCUCUUGCGUUGGUCGCAUUCGCUAAUGGGCUUUGGAUGAGCGUGGGUGGGUUCUUGGUAACACCGACGAUCCUUAAUCCGUUUUGGAAAUAUGUGUUUCACUACAUUGAUUAUCAGGCGUAUGUCUUUCAAGGAAUGAUGGUCAAUGAGUUCUCGCAUCGGACUUACUCGUGUGGCGAUGGGUGUCAGUGCAUGUAUAAUACGGAUUUGGCUUCUCAGUGUCAGAUUCGAGGUACCGGUGUUUUGGAAUCUUAUGGAUAUGCGACAGGGAGAACUGGGAAGUGGGUUGGUAUUUUGAUUGGGAUCAUCGCUGCGUACAGGCUCUUCGGGUGGAUUGCGCUUCAUCUUAGGAAGACGUGA
Molecule: messenger RNA, 1899 nt
Organism: Penicillium malachiteum
Lineage: Eukaryota; Fungi; Ascomycota; Eurotiomycetes; Eurotiales; Aspergillaceae
Product: putative ABC transporter
Exons: 8
Coding region: 1-1899 (632 amino acids)
Cellular component (GO): membrane
Molecular function (GO): ATP hydrolysis activity; ABC-type transporter activity; ATP binding
Source: RefSeq, a predicted model, not a curated record